AUGCGUCAAUCCAUCUCAGCGCUGGUCCUCGCCCUCGCUGGCACCGCGCUCGCGGUCCCCGAGAAGCAGGAUGCCGACCACCUCUACUCCUCCCGCCUCUCCAAGCGCGGUAUCGACGCCGAGGGCAACUUCAACAUGUCCUUCUUCCACGUGAACGACGUCCACGCCCAUCUCGACGAGUACUCCUCCUCCGGCACCGACUGCACCCGUCCCGAGCGUGGCUGCUACGGCGGCUAUGCCCGCAUCAAGCACACCGUCGACGAGCUGCGCCCCCAGUACAACGACUCUCUCUGGCUGAACGCCGGCGACGAGUUCCAGGGAACCCUCUUCUACUCCUUCUACAAGGGCGAGAAGAUCGCCGAGACGAUCAACCAGCUCGGCUUCGACGCCAUGACUCUCGGCAACCACGAGUUCGACGGCGGCGACGACGAGCUGGGUGACUUCUUGCAGAACCUCACCUUCCCCAUCGUCUCGGCCAACAUCGUCUCCGACAACGAGAAGCUCAACAAGACCAUCAAGCCCUACCACAUCUUCGAGGAGCAGCAGCUGGCUGUCAUCGGCGUCACCACGCCCACCACCCCGGGCAUCUCCUCGCCUGGCGCGGGCACGAAGUUCCUCGACGUCGUGACCACCGUCCAGUCCACCAUCGACCACAUCAAGUCCACCACCAACAUCACCCGCAUCGCCGCCCUCACCCACAUCGGCUACGACGAGGACCAGAAGCUCGCCGAGCAGACCACCGGCCUGUACCUCAUCAUGGGCGGCCACUCCCACACCCUGCUCGGCUCCAUGGAGGACGCCGAGGGCCCCUACCCGACCAUCAAGCAGAACAAGGACGGCGACGACGUCUUCAUCGUCACAGCCUACCGCUGGGGCGAGUACGUCGGCUACAUCGACGUCACCUACGACGCAGAGGGCAAGGUCCUCGCCUACCACGGCGGGCCCAUCCACCUCACCAACACCACCGAGCAGGACCCCGAGCUGCAGGCCCAGAUCGAGUCGUGGCGCGGCCCCUUCGAGGCCUUCGCCGCCGAGGUCGUCGGCGUCUCCAACGUCGAGCUCGACCAGACCCUCUGCCAGAAGCAGGAGUGCAUCCUCGGCAACGUCAUGACGGACGCCAUGUACGAGUACCGCCUCAACAACUCCGACUCCGCCAAGCCCGACUUCGCGCUCAUCAACGCCGGCGGCAUCCGCGCCACCAUCGACGAGGGCAACAUCACCCGCGGCGAGGUCCUGACCUCCUUCCCCUUCGGCAACUCCAUCGUCGAGAUCACAUACUCUGGUUCCGACCUGCGCAAGGUGCUCGAGGGCGCCGUGACCAAGGUCAACCAGUUCAACAACGAGCCCAUCACCUCCUUCUUCCAGGUUUCCAAGAACAUCGUCGUCGAGUACAACCCGGCCGGCAACAACGGCUCCAAGCUUGUGUCGGUCGAGAUCGGCGGCGAGGCCCUGGAUGACGCAAAGGACUACCGUGUCGUCACUCUUGACUUCCUUGCGGGCGGCGGUGACAACAUCUUUGUUGCGACGACCAACUUUGUUUCGCUUGAUACCCAGGACGAGGUUCUUGUUCAGUAUGUAGAGGCCAAGAGCCCCAUCGAUGCCAAGAUCGAGGGCCGCAUUGUCCAGAGCAACGGUACUGCGACCUCACCUUCGAGCACUGCUUCCGGUACCGCGGCACCUACCGCCACCGGUGAGAGCGGUGCGGCCAUGGUUUCCGUCAGCAUGGGUGCGCUGGCUGUGAGCUUGCUUGCUCUGUUGGCUAUGUAG
Colletotrichum chrysophilum is the source of this 1767-nucleotide messenger RNA. RefSeq lists its product as uncharacterized. The transcript has a single exon. The record is from RefSeq and is a predicted model, not a curated record. Gene Ontology annotation, molecular function: nucleotide binding; metal ion binding; hydrolase activity, acting on ester bonds. NCBI's taxonomy places the organism in Eukaryota, Fungi, Ascomycota, Sordariomycetes, Glomerellales, Glomerellaceae. Gene Ontology annotation, biological process: nucleotide catabolic process. The coding region runs from base 1 to 1767 and encodes 588 amino acids.